Canariomyces notabilis is the source of this 2067-nucleotide messenger RNA. RefSeq lists its product as uncharacterized. Gene Ontology annotation, biological process: regulation of transcription by RNA polymerase II. NCBI's taxonomy places the organism in Eukaryota, Fungi, Ascomycota, Sordariomycetes, Sordariales, Chaetomiaceae. The coding region runs from base 1 to 2067 and encodes 688 amino acids. The record is from RefSeq and is a predicted model, not a curated record. Gene Ontology annotation, cellular component: nucleus. The transcript has a single exon.
AUGACACUGCAUCAAAGUCGGCCUUAUAGUAUCAGGCAACACCCAACGCAACAUCUUCAACCGACCUUCUUCGAGCACGCGCAUAACAACCUGCCCUUUGACGCUGAGGACCUGAGCGUUCUCGAUCUCGACGUCCCCAGCUUGUCCUCGUCUCCGAUCUCGACGCACUCGCUGCCUUUGCAGUACUCUCGCAUCGACUCGCCUUUGUCUACGUUUGACAGCAUCCCAGCUUCAACUGCCGCUGUUCCGAGGGAGGCCCACGAGGAUCCUUUGUUCCAUUUUCGCGCACAAAGCGCCCACGGUCUCUCUGACUCGUCAGCGCAACUUUUCGCAAACGCUGACCUGAUGCAAACGGACUCGUGGCUGCCAAACGGCCAAAUGACGCCGCAGUCAGUGGGCCGGUUCUCGCACCACCGCGAAUCUUCCAGGUCAUCGCUAGGUUCGAAUGGGCCGGCAUCUCCAUAUUCCCACAACAUUUCAAAUCCUCGGAUUGCCGUGAAUGAUUCUGUCAACGACAAUUUCUCGGGGUUACCCGGUGCCGACGAUUUCCACUACCAGUUAACGGCAAAGUCGUUUCCUGGCAUAUCACACGACACUUUCUAUACGACGCUGCCGAGCUACGGGUCAGCCGACAACGCAGCCAUGACAGCCUUUUCCGGUCUCGCCACGGCACCGAGGCGCAGGAACGAAAGGAGCAUGCUGCCGCCGUCUGAAGAUCCGAUUGGGCCAAGGGGGUCGCAACCCGUGUCGGUGGCGAGUUCAAUAGCAUCAGACUCCCCAGCCACACCAGCAGGGGAGCCAGGGGAGGACAGGAAAUUUGGUGAGAUUGAUUCAGAUCUGUUCGAUAUGUUCUUGGAAACGUCCGACUUACCAUGCCUGGACGACGCAGCAAUGCAAACUGUCCCUAAACUCGACCGAACCAUGACCGACGUCUACAACGACGAGCUUUACAACCCCGACUUCAAGAUCACAUCGACCACACAGGGUCACGCCCCAAUACCUCAGAGCAACGCUCUAUUUACGCAGCGUCUCCAAGCCGCCAACAAUCAGCACUUAGCGGCGGCCGGACACUCCCCAGUGUCCGCAGUCUCGAGAGACCGCUCUCCAUUCCGGCAAGGCUCGCCGUUGGCCCCCGUGCCAAUGCACGAAUUCCCUUCGACCGUGGGGUCGUCGCAGGUGCGCUUUGGAUCCGCGCAGCAGAUGCGGGAGCAGAACAAGGCCAUGCAAGACGCGCAGGCGUUGCGGCAGCAAAUAGCGCGAUCGGUAGACACUUCUACCCCGCAGACAAUAUCGCCCAAGGACGCCAUGCUUGAAUUUCACGAACCCGAAGGGGAUGCAAAUUUUCCGCUUUUUCCCCAGCAGAACACGGACGGUUUUGACUCUAAUGCCAUCACUACGGCUGCCGCUGUUCAGAACCAGCCAGCGUUCGAUGGGCUGCAUAUGGACUCCAACGCGUUCAAUUUCAUGCCGCAGUUGCCAACGGCCAUUCAACGGUACCAGUUUAUGGCCCAAGCACAACCACAGCAACGGAGUGUGGUACCCUCAGGGAGCGCCACGUCGCUUGAUACAUCGCGGGUUAGUUCCGCCGACACGGCGGCUACGGAGUCUACACACGAGGCCGUACCACAGCGACCACCUUCUGCGAGGGCGGAUGGCGGCACGUACACCUGCACCUACCACGGUUGUACGCUGCGGUUUGAUACACCUGCUCUUUUGCAAAAACACAAGAGAGAAGGCCAUCGGCAGGCUCAUGGUUUACAAGGGCCUCGGCGCGCAGACGCUGCUGGCAUGACAUCUGGUCUGUUGAACACACAGGCUGGACCGCACAGAUGCGACCGCAUCAACCCAAGCACUGGGAAACCUUGCGCUACCGUCUUCUCGAGACCCUAUGACCUUACCAGGCACGAAGAUACGAUUCACAAUGCGCGCAAGCAGAAGGUCCGUUGUGAUUUGUGUACGGAUGAAAAGACGUUCAGCAGAGCCGACGCACUAACGCGGCACUACCGCGUGUGCCAUUCCGACGUCGAGCUUCCAAGCAAGCACCGGAGGCGCACAGGCCACAGUUGA